GACUUAUGUGCAGUUUGGGACACUGGAGUUGUCCUUCCCUGUGCAGACUGGAGUGCAGCCUCCAUUGGUGUCUCGAGGAGAAGGCUGAAUGAGGCAGAGGGGCUGAGCUCUGUCCGGGAGGCCCACUUAGAGCGGCACAAGGCAGCGAGACCCCGAGGGCUGGGGAGCAGGGAGUGGGGCCUGGUGCUGAGGAUGGCCAGGCAGCAGGCACCACCCUGGGUCCAUGCAGCCUUCCUCCUCUUCCUCCUCAGCCUUAGUGGUGCCAUCGAGAUUCCUAUGGAUCUGACCCAGCCCCCGACCAUCACCAAGCAGUCCGUGAAGGACCACAUCGUGGACCCCCGGGAUAACAUCCUGAUUGAGUGUGAAGCAAAGGGGAACCCGGCUCCCAGCUUCCACUGGACCCGGAACAGUAGAUUCUUCAACAUCGCCAAGGACCCUCGGGUGUCCAUGCGGAGAAGGUCUGGGACCCUGGUGAUUGACUUCCGCAGCGGUGGGCGGCCCGAGGAGUAUGAGGGGGAAUACCAGUGCUUCGCCCGCAACAAAUUCGGCACAGCCCUGUCCAACAGGAUCCGCCUGCAGGUGUCCAAAUCUCCCCUGUGGCCCAAAGAAAACCUGGACCCCGUUGUGGUUCAAGAAGGCGCCCCCUUGACGCUGCAGUGCAACCCCCCGCCAGGCCUCCCGUCCCCAGUCAUCUUCUGGAUGAGCAGCUCCAUGGAGCCUAUCACCCAGGACAAACGCGUCUCCCAGGGCCACAACGGAGACCUGUACUUCUCCAAUGUGAUGCAACAGGACAUGCAGACUGACUACAGCUGCAAUGCACGCUUCCACUUCACCCACACCAUCCAGCAGAAGAACCCCUUCACUCUCAAGGUCCUCACCACCCGAGGAGUUGCAGAGAGAACGCCCAGCUUCAUGUAUCCUCAGGGCACAUCCAGCAGUCAGAUGGUACUUCGCGGCAUGGAUCUCCUGCUGGAGUGCAUCGCUUCUGGCGUCCCAACUCCAGACAUCGCAUGGUACAAGAAAGGUGGGGACCUCCCAUCUGACAAGGCCAAGUUCGAGAACUUUAACAAGGCCCUUCGAAUCACCAAUGUCUCGGAGGAAGACUCUGGGGAGUACUUCUGCCUGGCCUCCAACAAGAUGGGCAGCAUCCGGCACACGAUCUCGGUGAGAGUAAAGGCUGCUCCCUACUGGCUGGAUGAACCCAAGAACUUGAUCCUGGCUCCUGGAGAGGAUGGGAGACUGGUGUGUCGAGCCAAUGGGAACCCCAAGCCCACUGUCCAGUGGAUGGUGAAUGGGGAGCCUUUGCAAUCGGCACCACCCAACCCAAACCGCGAGGUGGCCGGCGACACCAUCAUCUUCCGGGAUACGCAGAUCAGCAGCAGGGCCGUGUACCAGUGCAACACCUCCAAUGAGCAUGGCUACCUGCUGGCCAACGCCUUCGUCAGUGUGCUGGAUGUGCCACCUCGGAUGCUGUCACCCCGGAACCAGCUCAUUAGGGUGAUUCUUUAUAACCGGACUCGUCUGGACUGCCCAUUCUUCGGAUCCCCCAUCCCCACACUCCGAUGGUUUAAGAAUGGGCAAGGAAGCAACCUGGAUGGUGGCAACUACCACGUCUAUGAGAAUGGCAGUCUGGAAAUUAAGAUGAUCCGCAAAGAGGACCAGGGCAUCUAUACCUGUGUCGCCACCAACAUCCUGGGCAAAGCUGAAAACCAGGUCCGCCUGGAGGUCAAAGACCCCACGAGGAUCUUCCGGAUGCCUGAGGACCAGGUUGCCAAAAGGGGGACCACGGUGCAGCUGGAAUGCCGGGUGAAACAUGACCCCUCCCUGAAGCUCACAGUCUCCUGGCUGAAGGACGAUGAGCCUCUCUAUAUUGGAAACAGGAUGAAGAAGGAAGAUGACUCCCUGACCAUCUUUGGCGUGGCAGAGCGGGACCAGGGAAGUUACACAUGUGUUGCUAGCACUGAGCUAGACCAAGACCUGGCCAAGGCCCACCUGACUGUGCUAGCUGAUCAGGCCACUCCAACUAACCGUCUGGCUGCUCUGCCCAAAGGACGGCCAGACCGACCCCGGGACCUGGAGCUCACCGACUUGGCUGAGAGGAGUGUGAGGCUGACCUGGAUCCCAGGGGAUGAUAACAACAGCCCCAUCACAGACUACAUCGUCCAGUUUGAAGAGGACCAGUUCCAGCCGGGUGUCUGGCAUGACCACUCCAAGUUCCCAGGCAGUGUCAACUCAGCCGUCCUCCAGCUAUCCCCAUACGUCAACUAUCAGUUCCGGGUCAUUGCUGUCAACGAGGUGGGGAGCAGUCACCCCAGCCUCCCAUCUGAGCGCUACCGCACCAGUGGAGCACCCCCUGAGUCCAAUCCUGGUGAUGUGAAGGGAGAAGGGACCAGAAAGAACAACAUGGAGAUCACGUGGACGCCCAUGAAUGCCACCUCCGCCUUUGGCCCCAACCUACGCUACAUCGUCAAGUGGCGGCGGAGGGAGACUCGAGACACAUGGAACAAUGUCACUGUGUGGGGCUCCCGCUACGUGGUGGGACAGACACCUGUCUACGUGCCCUAUGAGAUCCGGGUCCAGGCGGAAAACGACUUUGGGAAGGGCCCGGAGCCUGACACUGUCAUCGGGUACUCGGGAGAAGAUUAUCCCAGGGCUGCGCCCACCGAAGUUAAAAUCCGAGUCAUGAACAGCACAGCCAUCAGCCUUCAGUGGAACCGGGUCUACUCCGACACGGUCCAGGGCCAACUCAGAGAGUACCGAGCCUACUACUGGAGAGAGAGCAGCUUGCUGAAGAACCUGUGGGUAUCUCAGAAGAGACAGCAAGCCAGCUUCUCCAGUGACCGCAACCGAGGUGUGGUGUCCCGCCUCUUCCCCUAUAGUAACUACAAGCUGGAGAUGGUUGUGGUCAAUGGGAGAGGUGAUGGGCCUCGCAGCGAAACCAAGGAGUUCACCACUCCGGAAGGAGUACCCAGUGCCCCCAGGCGUUUCCGAGUCCGGCAGCCCAACCUGGAGACAAUCAACCUGGAGUGGGACCACCCGGAGCACCCCAAUGGGAUCCUGACAGGCUACAUCCUCAAAUACGUGGCCUUUAACGGAACCAAAGUGGGAAAGCAGAUGGUGGAGAACUUUUCUCCCAAUCAGACCAAGUUCUCGAUGCAGAGGGCAGACCCUGUGUCCCGCUACCGCUUUACCCUCAGCGCCAGGACGCAGGUGGGCUCUGGGGAAGCCGUCACAGAGGAGUCUCCAGCACCUCCGAAUGAAGCUUACACCAACAACCACACCGACAUUGCCACCCAGGGCUGGUUCAUCGGACUCAUGUGUGCCAUCGCCCUCCUGGUGCUGAUCCUACUCAUCGUCUGCUUCAUCAAGAGGAGCCGAGGUGGCAAAUACCCAGUGCGAGAGAAGAAGGAUGUUCCCCUGGGCCCCGAAGACCCCAAAGAAGAGGAUGGGUCCUUUGACUACAGCGACGAGGACAACAAGCCCUUGCAGGGCAGCCAGACCUCCCUGGACGGCACCAUCAAGCAGCAGGAGAGUGACGACAGUCUGGUGGACUACGGCGAAGGGGGCGAGGGGCAGUUCAACGAGGACGGCUCCUUCAUCGGCCAGUACACUGUCAAAAAGGACAAGGAGGAAACGGAAGGCAACGAGAGCUCAGAGGCCACAUCGCCCGUCAACGCCAUCUACUCUCUGGCCUAACGGAGCCCCACAGGGCACAGCCACUGCUUUCCGAGCGGGGGAGGGGAAAGGGGGAGAUGACCGCCACCUUCAGGGACGAGGGUAUCAUAGGAGAGUCUCUGAAGCUGCUAGGACCAGUGACCAUCCCUGCCAUCCACAAACCUCCUUCCAGAUGGCUCCCCACACACACACCCCUGGGUGCCACCAGUACGGGAGAGCUGGAGCUAGGACUGAGCUCGCUGGAGGCAGCCUGGUCUCUCGGCCCUGUCCCGCAGCCACCCUGGGCUUUCCCCACCCUUCCCACUUUCGGCCUCGUCACCCACUUCUGUUGGCUACGAUAUUUUUACUUUUGCUUUGUGCCUCUUCCCCUCCGGACCCACCGUCUUCAUUUAACUUUUUUUUUCCUUUUGAAGAAGAGUCCCUGAAACAGAAGGAACAGAGUGAUUCUCCCCCACCCCCAGAAGCCAGAAACAAUAAAAGGAUGGAUCCGUAACCGAACAUACAGAAAAGCUGUAGUAUUCAAGCUGCCGCUGGGCCAACUUGUUUCCGAAGGAUGCCUUUCUCGCCACAUGCCUCCUCCCCGCGCUCCCAACCCAUCUGCCUUGGCCUUGUCAGCACUGAGCCGGGCUUGGCUCCUUUCUGGAAAAAUGACAGUAUUUUUUUUGGCAGGGAGAGGGCAGCCGGGCCUGCUUGCCGCUCUAGUUUGGUUGGUUUUGUGCCU
This is a messenger RNA of Dipodomys spectabilis (banner-tailed kangaroo rat), 4396 nucleotides long. RefSeq names its product neurofascin (gene Nfasc). Bases 193 to 3696 code for a protein of 1167 amino acids. Gene Ontology annotation, molecular function: cell-cell adhesion mediator activity. NCBI's taxonomy places the organism in Eukaryota, Metazoa, Chordata, Mammalia, Rodentia, Heteromyidae. Gene Ontology annotation, biological process: brain development; cell-cell adhesion. The record is from RefSeq and is a predicted model, not a curated record. The transcript is spliced from 26 exons.